Hippoglossus stenolepis (Pacific halibut) is the source of this 5843-nucleotide messenger RNA. It is a transcript of the gene ppp1r9ala, whose product is annotated as protein phosphatase 1 regulatory subunit 9A-like A. NCBI's taxonomy places the organism in Eukaryota, Metazoa, Chordata, Actinopteri, Pleuronectiformes, Pleuronectidae. Gene Ontology annotation, biological process: neuron projection development; calcium-mediated signaling; actin filament organization. Gene Ontology annotation, molecular function: actin filament binding. Gene Ontology annotation, cellular component: dendrite; cytoplasm; postsynaptic density. The record is from RefSeq and is a predicted model, not a curated record. The transcript has 20 exons. The coding region runs from base 347 to 4747 and encodes 1466 amino acids.
ACAGGUCUGGAAGUGGAGGAGGAGGAGGAGGAGGAGGAGGAGGCAGGACGACGCUGCUGCUGCCGGAGCAGGAGGGGAAUGAUGGCGGAGAGCGACCAGAAGUGGCAAGUUUGAGGCGGCGAAGAAAAAGCGGGGACGACAUUUCGGAGGCCGAACACGAUGAGGCGAGUGGGAGAUGACUUCCCUGUGACUGUGUAGUUGAGACAACAGGGCUCCACAGCAGCUCCCCCUCACCAUGGCACCGCAUGCGUAAAAGUGGAGGAAUAAAAGUUGACCAGCAAUCCACUACACUCUCUCCCCGAAACCCUGCUUUUCUGACAGUGGCUGCAGAAACAAACAAACAAAAAUGAUCAAAGCAGAAAGCAAAGUGGGCGAGAGGACCCUGAGGAGUGCGUCCCCCCACAGAAACGCUUACAAGUCUGACUUCCACGCCAUCAAAUGCACCUUUGAUGGGCCAAAGUCUGAGGGCUCCGCCAAAUCGUAUACGAAUGGCUCCAGCGACACCCGGGAGGACUCAAGGGGGAGGCCGUUUGGCACCAGAGUGAAUAAGAUAAAGAACAUAUUCCUGCAGAUGGAUGGUCAGCAGCAAGAGUGUCAAGAAGCAAAACCGCCUUUAAAGUCUGAGGUGACCCCGGUUUCCCCGCCGAAGGUGCAGUUUCCGGUCAACACGCAAAAAGCCAACUUCAACACCACCGCAAGCCCUGAAACACAAAAUUUAGAGAAAACACCCAAGGGGGAGGAUGUUGAGAUUGACAAAGUGGCUUUGGCGGAGAAGUUUUCUUCGACCAGAAAACUCUUUGAAAGACGCGUCAAAGAGCCGCCCGCAGGUGAAAAGCAAUCCCCGAACAGAGUGGUGAGUCGCCUGUCCCUAGGAAGCGCCUCUGAUGAGGGGAAAAGCACAAGGAGAGUAUCGGGAUCUUCGGAGACCACUAUCAAAUCAGAGCAGACUCCCACAUCAACGGAAAACAGUCGAGAUGAAAAGGCUGAUGGUGAGAAAAAGAAUGUGUCGAGAGCGUCUCUGAAUUCGGGACCAAUUUCUCGGAGGCUGGAGAAUUACAUGGCUGAGAAUGACUCAGAAGACAACAACACGGCUUCUGGAAAAGGCGCGACGGUGUCUGCCAAGCAGCACAGUACCACUGAACACUCACUGCCUACCUCUCCAACAAGGGACAGCUUACAUAAACCGAGGUCUCCCGUCAAAGAAGCCACUAGCUCUUCACCUGUAACUAAUACCACUAACAAAAAUACAUCCCAGAUGCCGCGUGUCGUCGACAAACAGUCGACCCCUGGGUCUGAUUGCGGUCUCAAACCAACAACUCCAAUAAGUAAUGCAGCCCACAAGUCUGUUUCUCCAACAACUGAUGCCACUCACAAACCCCUCUCAUCAGAGAAAACGACUCCAAUUAGCCACGGCUACAAGGGCUCCUCGUCAACCAGUGAUGGAUUUAGCAGGACAUCUAUUGGUCGGGAUGAAAGCAAGCCACAUAGUCCACCCCCGAGGGAUGUGAAGCAGCCUCCUCCAUCAGCUGAUGGCUUUCAGGAAACCAACAGGACCAAAUACUCUGAAAAAUCCAAGAGUAAUGACAGUGUGGUACAUGUUCCUGCCAGGGAAAAUCCACCCAGCCAGAGCUCAUCACUGGACUCCAGAGGGGUGGGCAUGGUACGGGCAGAGUUGGUGGUUGUUCAGAAUGAGUCUUCGGAGAGUGAAGAGAAUGAAGAUGAGAACGCUGAAGAUUGUGUGUUCGUGGAGGAGACAGUGCAAAGCCUUACAGAGCAACCGAUAGAACUGAAAAGAACCUUUCAACCAGAAAUACAGAACUGUAACACUCCUAAUGAAGUCAUGGUAAGAGAUGUUGCAAGAGAGACACAAAGGUUAGCAGAGAGUGUGGGUGAAGGUAGAGUCCUCGAGGACGUAGAGGGAUUUGAGUCAGAUGAGGACAGAGGAGAAUAUAGUUUUAUUUCAAAUCAAGACGGUGGUGAUGAGGAAGAUGAUGAGGUAGCAGAGGAAGAGACUGAGCUGGAGGAGCAGGUGGGCGAGAGCAUCGUGGAUGGAGGCUCUCCAGUGGUGUACGGUAUUGAGAACGCAGCCUUUGUGGAUGACAGGGAUGCGGACCAUGUCCUCAGGGAAGAGGAGGAGGAAGAAGAGGAGGUGGAUCAAAUGUAUGUGGAGUAUGAUGACUGUUAUGAAGCCCCUGGUCUGUCAGAUGAGGAGGGGCCUCCCACAAAGAGGAAAAUCAACUUCUCCACAGGUCCAAUUCUGGUCUACAGUACUUUCUCCAAUGAGGAAUAUGAUCGGCGAAAUGAUGACGUGGACCCAGUAGCAGCAUCUGCAGAGUAUGAGCUAGAGAAGAGAGUGGAGAAGAUGGAUGUGUUUCCUGUGGAGAUCGAGAAAGGAGAGAAUGGACUUGGCAUCAGUAUCAUAGGAAUGGGAGUGGGAGCUGACCAGGGUCUGGAAAAGCUGGGCAUUUUUGUGAAAACCAUUACAGAGCAAGGAGCAGCUGAGAAAGAUGGACGGAUACAGGUGAAUGACCAGAUAGUGGAGGUGGAUGGUAUCAGUCUGGUUGGCGUUACCCAACUGUUUGCAGCUACAGUUCUGAAGAACACCAAAGGCACAGUGAAGUUCCAUAUUGGACGGGAGAAGCCAGGGACGCAAAGCGAGGUGGCGCGCCUCAUAAGCGAGACGCUGGAGCAGGAGAAGAAUCAAGAGCAGGAGGAGGAGCACCUAGAUGAUCCCUAUGAGCACUCCACAGAGGAGGACGAGCGCUAUGAGGAACAGGACGGAACGGAGGAGGGGAUUCUGUGCUCCAAUUUCUCUCCAGGGCGGAACGUAGAGGUGUUUGAGCUGCCGGAUUCUGAGGUCUUGUUUAUGCCCAGCAACAUGGACAGCUCUCAGAUGGCCUUCAAGUUCAAAGAGCUGCAGCUCAAACACAGCGUUGUGGCAGCUGAAAUAAUUCAACUAAAGGAAAAGCUAAGGGCAUCGGAGGAGGACAGAUCGUUGUGGGAAGCCAGAGAGUCUGCACUGGAGCAAAAGAUCGAGGAUGGCAAUGAUAAAAUCCUGAAGAUGGAGAGUUACUGGCUGGAGGCCCAGUCUCUGUGUAAGAAUGUGAAUGAACAAUUAGCUGAGACUCAGGCCCAGUAUGAGACCCUGGACAAGAAGUACAACAAGGCCAAGAAACUGCUCAAAGACUACCAGCAGAAAGAGAUAGACUUUGUGAAGAAAGAGGAGGAGCUGAAGAAAACUUUGGAUGAAAAAGACAAGUGGUACAGGGAGCAGCUGGAGAUCUUACAGAACAGGAUCUCUGUCCUGGAGUCCAGAGGGACAUCAGGUGCAGAGCGUCAGAGUGGUCAGGACUAUGCUGCAGAGGAGAGACUGAGCAGCCAAGGCUCAGUCACCAACACACAAUCUGUUGACUCACUGUCAGAACAAGACUGGAGUGAGUUGGUGCCUGAAACUGAGCGUUUGGACACCAGUGCACACAGAGCUAAAGGCUUGCUGGCUCAGAAAGCCAAACGUCAGCCUCCAUCCCGGACCAAACUGAAGGAAAGCCUUACAGUGACUUCAACUCACUCUCAGGAAACUGAAGAAGACGACGAGCAGGAGGAGCAGGAAUCUCCCAGGAGGCGGAGGUCUAUCCAGGAGAGCCUCUCCCUCCCUGUGACCGCCUGCUAUCCUGGGAAUGGACAGAAAGAUAAGCCCAGCGAGGCCAGAGAGGGAUCCAGGAGUAAGGUGGAGCUCUCCAGCAGCCCGUCUUUGUCACCAUCACAGGGCGACAGCAUUGAAAGCAGCGGAAGUCCUUCUUUGUCUCCUCCAAAAGACGGCUCCUCACCACAUUCCCCCUCUGGAUUCAUGCGCAACGCCAAGAAGAGAGAGUCCAAAGGGAAGGGCAAAGAUUCCAAAGAGGAGUUAAAUGAGCCUUCACCAACAGGAAAACCUAAAAGACGAUUUCCAGACUUUGGUGGCCUCCGGAAGUCAGGAGGCAAAGGAAAAAAACAACAGGACAAGGACGCGAUGAGAGCAUCUUUGGACAGCAGGGGGUCGGCAGAGUUACUGGAUGAACCUGGAGCAGGGAACCUGUCUCCUGCAGAGUCCAUGACCUCCAUCCCUACCUGUAUGCCCUUCACCUGGUUUGGAGACAAGGAGAGGGACAGAGACAGAGAGCCGUCCUCUUCCAGCAGCAGCCUGCCGUACACUGCAACUGAGAUGAGCAGCGAGCAAAGCCAUGAUCGCAAGAAUAAAACAAAUCUCUCCUGGUCCUCUUUAUUCAGUCGCUCAUUAGAUUUGAGUUUUUCAGUCAUAGAUGAUUCUAACGCUGCCAGUCCCAGUUCAGACAUCUCUGGGUUAGUUGCUGAGCCCAAUCUGUCUGGGCGCUCACACACUUUAAUCUUCUCUUCCAGCGAGACUCUGGAUGAUGAACCAGUAGCUACAGGGAAGGAGUAUCAGUGGCAGAACCGGCCUGUGACUGAAUGGACCAAUCAGCAAGUGUGCCACUGGUUGAUGGGCAUGAACAUGGACCAGUACACACCUGAAUUCACAGCCAAGGGAGUGGAUGGACAGCAGCUCCUGAACCUGGAUAGUGACAAAUUAAAGGCUCUCGGCGUGUCGAGUCAGAGCGACCGCUCAACGAUCAAGAAAAAGCUGAAGGACAUGCGCAAAGCCCAGGAGAAGCUGGAGAAGCAGAGGGAGAAAAGAGAGAAGGAGGUUCGACGCAGUGGGAAACUUCCCGUCAGUAAUGACUCUGUCUGCUGAGGGGGCAGCUCUGUUCUCUGAAGUCACGUAGCAUCAAGUCUAUCCCCACACAGAACUCUAAGAAAACACUUUUUAUACUGAUUGCGUCAUGUUCUUCAUUCCACAUGUUAAUGCCAAUAACCACAGAACUUUGUCCCUGCCUGAGGUGCCAGUAGUGAUUUAACUUCUUACUGUAGUUCCUGUCUCUUCCCUCAUUGCUGUUUUCUCCCAAAUGUUUUAACAAACAUCAGCUCAAACCGUUUUAUCUGUUAGUCGGGGGGGGUAAAAAAAACACUCAUGAGUUGGAUAUGUGACCAAAAAGGUAUCCUAAAAAUGUUUUACCACUAAAAAGCUCUAAUUAUAAAACGUCAGAUACGAUGUAGUUUGGUGCAAAUCAUACACAAGUUUAAAUGAAAUGUAUACUGCUUUUUACGCAUUUUAUAUUUUUGCUAGUAUAACUUGCCUGUUUCCGUGUACACCUCCUCUGCAGGAACCAUUAUUGUACAGUUCAGAUAAAAGCACUAUAUUUGUCUUUUAAGCUUCAAUGGGCGACAAGGUUUUAAAUGUAUAAAUCCGUUUUAUACAUGUGCCUAUUGAACUGCAUAUCUUUUUUUUUUUUUUUUACUCAAAUUCCAUUGUUCAUUUUAUACUAUCUAAAUUUUUCUACUAAGUAGAAUAGCCACGCUGUUGUUUUUGCUGAAUGGAAAGCAAAAAUAAACCAAACGAAUCAAGUAGUGACGAGGUGAAUGCUGCUCCUGUUGUCCCUGACUCUGACUGUGUGUGGCUGAGAUGGGACCGUGGUGCUCCAUGUAAAAACACACACCAUGUGCAGGUCCGCUACACGUACACCUCGCUGGUCCGGUAGAGGGUGAGAUGAGCCUAUGACAAGGACUUGUGUGAGUCGGGAGCACAGCUUCAUGUAUGAAUGUGAGGCCGGAAGAAGAGUCACUGACGGAUAAACUCAACUUCUUCCUUGUUUUUUUCUCGAGCAUUGACUCCAUGUGCUGUAUAGAAUACAACAUGUUGGGACUGCAAGAAAAAUGAUGUUUUCCACGUCUUCUGGAAUGGAGAAACAUUUCUUGGUACAUACGGCUACAAUAAACUAAUUUUCACUUUA